This is a messenger RNA of Diversispora eburnea, 534 nucleotides long. The record is from the annotation of a GenBank genome assembly. Lineage: Eukaryota; Fungi; Glomeromycota; Glomeromycetes; Diversisporales; Diversisporaceae.
AUGAAUAAAAUUAUUACCCUUACAUCAGAUUUAUCUCGAUUAAGAGUACAUCCUAAAGAAAAUCACAUAUUUUCCUGUGGUGGAAAAGAACAUCAAUUUGCAAAAAAUGAAAAUGAUUUCUUGGAUCUUAAAGUUCCAGUAUGGAUUACUGAUUUACAAUUUCUUAAUGAUUCGGAUACAACAAAACUUGUAAUCGGUUCUAAAUAUCAUCAGAUUAGAAUUUAUGAUACAAAAGCGAAACGUAGACCAGUGCAGGAUUUUAACAUUGGUGUCAAUCCCGUGGUAUCAUUAAUUAUGGGUCGAAAUUCAAAUGAAAUAAUCUUUUCAGAUACAGUUGGUAGUGUUUCCUCUGUAGACAUUAGAACUGGAAAGAUUCUUGGAAGAUAUAAAGAUAAAAAAUCAACUUCAUUAGUAACUGUAUGUCUGGAUCGAUUCCUGCGUGUACAUGAAAUGAAUGCAACGCGUAAAUUAACACAUAAAAUAUAUCUCAAACAACGUCAAACAUGCGUCUUGGUUGGUAGUUCAGAAGGAUGA